GAGAGAGAGAGAGAGAGAGAGAGAGAAUGGGAUCGUCUUCGGGUUUGAGCUUGGGUUUUGAGCCGAGUUUUACAACGAAGACGAUCGUCGGAUUUCUGAGAGAGGUUUCGUCGAUGGGAGAUUUCGGGAAGAAGCUGUCGAAGCUGGAAGAGUACGUGAAAUGCUUGGAAGAAGAGCGGAGGAAGAUCGACGUUUUUAAACGCGAGCUUCCUCUCUGCAUGAUUCUCUUAAAUGAUGCGAUCGAAGCUAUGAAAAAGGAGGAAAAGCAAUGCAGGAGUGAGAAUGAGAACGACAGGCCUAUUUUGGAGGAAUUCAUGCCUGUUAGAAGUAAAAUCGGUGAAGAUGGAGGCUUAAAAAUGGAAAAGGAUGGCGGAGAUAAGAUGAACUGGAUGAGCUCCGCUCAGCUCUGGAGUAAUAAUAAUAGUCCUGAUAAUGAUAAUAACCAUAACAAUAAGAAAAAUCAAUUAACAGAUAUGAAAAAGAAAGAGAAAGAACACAAUCAGACUAUAGACAAAAAUCUAUUUCCGGGAUGUAAUUAUAAGAGUGGGGGAGGGGCAUUUAUGCCAUUUAAGGGAUUAUCAGGGUCUCUGGUCAGUCGGAGGAAGGCAGAGGAGGCGGCGGUGCCGGCACCGAACCUCUCUCUUUUUUCUUCAGAAAUUAAGAGCCCGAAUGUCGAAUCAGGUGGUGGUAGUUUGAAUUCGAAGAGCAGUGGCAAGGAUAUGGUGUCCCCAUCAGCAACUGCCCAAUCAAACUCGCAGCCGCCGAGGAAGGCCAGGCGGUGCUGGUCACCAGAAUUACACCGCCGGUUCGUCAGUGCACUGCAGCAGCUAGGCGGUUCGCAAGUGGCCACUCCCAAGCAGAUCAGGGAAUUGAUGAAGGUGGACGGACUGACCAAUGAUGAAGUGAAGAGCCAUUUGCAGAAGUACCGGUUGCAUACCCGUAGACUUCCGGCUGCUGGGGCAGCCGUGACGAAUCAGCAGGUCGCCAUGAUGGGAGGAGUGUGGGUCCCCCGCAACAAUUACCACUCAUCAAAGCCGAUCACUUCCCAAUCGAACUCUCCACAAGGCCCGCUUCAGUUAGCCGGUGCUGCCCGAGCAAUCUCAGCUACGGGGGGUGACAGUGGCGAAGAUGAAGAUGAGAAGUCGGAGAGCUAUGGUUGGAGAGGCCACCUUCAAAGAUCAGUUGACGAAAACACAGAAUGAUGGUUUUGCAGAUGCAUAGAUAGAUCACUUGAGUUUUGCAGAUACUAUACUGGGGGAGUCGGGACUCAGGAGUAGAAUAAUACACUAUACAUUAGGAUCUUGAGAGAGAAUCUUUCAAUGAACGGAGUAUGGAGCUUUCGCCCGUGAAAUUUUGGAGGUUUUGAUAGAUAGGUUCGGUUUUGCUUUUGUUUUAUUUACUGGUUUAAGCUGUUGUAUAAGGAGCAUCGUGUAACAUCUACCAGAAAAAGACCAACAUUUCCCGAUACAUAAUCUGGUUUUGAAUAUAUACAGUUCCGUUUCCAAAGCCGAGGCUUGAAUUUUUAGCAAUCUGUGAAA
Magnolia sinica is the source of this 1538-nucleotide messenger RNA. RefSeq names its product transcription factor HHO2-like. The coding region runs from base 27 to 1202 and encodes 391 amino acids. Gene Ontology annotation, biological process: regulation of DNA-templated transcription. The transcript is spliced from 5 exons. NCBI's taxonomy places the organism in Eukaryota, Viridiplantae, Streptophyta, Magnoliopsida, Magnoliales, Magnoliaceae. Gene Ontology annotation, molecular function: DNA binding; DNA-binding transcription factor activity. The record is from RefSeq and is a predicted model, not a curated record.